This is a messenger RNA of Protopolystoma xenopodis, 366 nucleotides long. The record is from the annotation of a GenBank genome assembly. NCBI's taxonomy places the organism in Eukaryota, Metazoa, Platyhelminthes, Monogenea, Polystomatidea, Polystomatidae.
AUGUUCCUGCGUCCUGACAGACAGAAGUUUCAGACGGAGCUGGUGGGGCUUGUUUUCGACAGUAUUCACGACGACAGACGCUCUAUACGCGAAGAUGUCGACAGAGGACUGCUUUUGCAGUCACCACGUCCGCCCAUCUACCACAGGAACGGGAUCGUGGAACCGUGCCAAACUGAGUCGGCAUGUCUGUCUGUCGAAGCCUCGGCCGGUCUUCAAUCAGGCAGACUUUGUCGCCAAUUGAAGCGAAAAACCGAUUCAAACUCCACAUUCAGACGCUGGAGUCCAAAUUUCGGUGGCGUCGAAUUGGUCUGGGGCAACCUGGAGCAGGUGCCGCUGAAGGUGCGCUGGAACCCGCUGACGAAAGAC